This is a messenger RNA of Chaetura pelagica (chimney swift), 2322 nucleotides long. RefSeq names its product aryl hydrocarbon receptor nuclear translocator (gene ARNT). The record is from RefSeq and is a predicted model, not a curated record. Gene Ontology annotation, cellular component: aryl hydrocarbon receptor complex; nucleus; cytoplasm. Gene Ontology annotation, molecular function: protein dimerization activity; DNA-binding transcription factor activity, RNA polymerase II-specific; RNA polymerase II cis-regulatory region sequence-specific DNA binding. The transcript is spliced from 21 exons. The coding region runs from base 1 to 2322 and encodes 773 amino acids. Lineage: Eukaryota; Metazoa; Chordata; Aves; Apodiformes; Apodidae. Gene Ontology annotation, biological process: regulation of transcription by RNA polymerase II.
AUGGCCUCGGAGGUGUCCUCGCUGGGCGCAGGGAACCCCGGGCCGGGCGCUCCGGCAGGAGGAGCCGUCGCUCAAAGAGCCACCAAGAGACGUCCAGGGCUCGAUUUUGAUGAUGAUGGAGAAGGAAACAGUAAAUUCCUCAGGUGUGACGAUGACCCGAUGCCCAAUGAUAAGGAGAGAUUUGCCAGGUCUGAUGAUGAGCAGAGCUCAGCGGAUAAGGAGAGACUUGCCAGGGAAAACCACAGCGAGAUCGAGCGGCGGCGGCGGAACAAGAUGACGGCCUACAUCACCGAGCUGUCCGACAUGGUGCCCACCUGCAGCGCCCUGGCCCGCAAGCCCGACAAGCUGACCAUCCUGCGCAUGGCUGUGUCACACAUGAAGUCCCUCAGGGGCACGGGCAACACCUCCACGGAUGGCACCUACAAACCCUCCUUCCUCACCGACCAGGAGCUCAAGCACCUGAUCCUGGAGGCAGCUGAUGGGUUCCUGUUCAUCGUGUCCUGCGAGACGGGGCGGGUGGUCUACGUGUCGGACUCGGUGACCCCGGUGCUGAGCCAGGCCCAGUCAGAAUGGUUUGGGAGCACCCUCUAUGACCAGGUGCACCCUGACGACGUGGGCAAGCUGAGGGAGCAGCUCUCCACCUCUGAGAAUGCCCUGACAGGUCGCAUCCUAGAUCUGAAGACAGGGACUGUGAAGAAGGAAGGGCAGCAAUCCAUGAGGAUGUGCAUGGGCUCACGGAGAUCCUUCAUCUGCAGGAUGAGGUGUGGCAGCAGCUCCGUGGAUCCCGUCUCUGUGAAUCGUCUCAGCUUCAUGAGGAAUCGCUGCAGGAAUGGUUUAGGUGCAGCCAAGGAUGGGGAGCCUCACUAUGUCGUGGUGCACUGCACAGGCUACAUCAAGGCCUGGCCCCCUGCAGGUGUUUCCCUGCCUGAUGAUGACCCGGACGCUAGCCAGGGCAGCAAGUUUUGCUUGGUGGCCAUUGGCAGGCUCCAGGUCACCAGCUCCCCCAACUGCACAGACAUGAACAACAUUUGCCAGCCCACAGAGUUCAUCUCCAGGCACAACACUGAGGGCAUCUUCACCUUCAUCGACCACCGCUGCGUGGCCACUGUUGGCUACCAGCCUCAGGAACUUUUGGGGAAGGACAUUGUGGAUUUCUGCCACCCAGAAGACCAGCAGCUUCUGCGGGACAGCUUCCAGCAGGUGGUGAAGUUAAAAGGCCAGGUUCUGUCAGUCAUGUUCCGAUUCCGAUCCAAAAACCGGGAAUGGCUCUGGAUGAGAACCAGCUCCUUUACCUUCCAGAACCCCUACUCGGAUGAAAUUGAGUACAUCAUCUGUACCAACACCAAUGUCAAGAACUCGAGCCAGGAGUCCCGGCCUGCCCUGUCCAACUCCCUGCAGAGGCCCCAGCUGGGGCAGAACGUCGGGCUGCCCCUGGAAAUGGGCACAGCACCACUGCCCUCAAGGCAGCAGCAGCCACCACAACAGGCAGAGCUGGAAGUGGUCCCAGGAAGAGAGAGCCUGGCUGGGUAUGACCACUCACAGGUUCCCGUCCAGGCGGUGAGCGCCGCGGGGCCGGAGCACAGCAAACCCCUGGAGAAGGCAGAGAGCCUGUUCAGCCAGGAGAGGGACCCCAGGUUCAGCGAGAUCUACAGUGGGAUCAGCACAGAGCAGAGCAAGGCCCUCCCUGCCAGCACCGUGCCUGCCAACCAGCCCCUCUUCACCCAGGGAAACACUUUCACCCCAUCCCGACCUGCUGAGAACUUCAGGAGCAGCAGCCUGGUGCCUCCCGUCAGCCUGAUCCCGCAGCCGCCCGCGCCCUCCGGCCGCAUCCUGCCCCAGAUCUCCCGCCACUCCAGCCCCGCGCAGCCCGGCGGGACCGGCUGGGGCCCGGGGACACGGCCCCCCUUCACCCCACAGCAAGUGGCAUCCCAGACAGUGAAGACCCGUCCCCCUUCCUUCAGCAUGGGGACAUUCCAGGGGACCCCAUCGUCCUUCAGCCCCAUGGCAGCACCAGGCUCCACAGCCUCCCCCACAGGGGCCACCUACCCCAAUCUCACCAACCGUGGUGCAGCCUUCAGCGCGGAGGCGGCGCAGGGCUCGGCUCCCUUCCCGGCACGCGCGGACGGCGGCUCCGUGGGGAUGUGGCCCCAGUGGCAGGGACAGCACCACGGCCCGGCCUCGGGGGGGCAGCACGUGCAGCAGCCUCAGCCCAGCCAGCCUGAGGUCUUCUCAGACAUGCUGACAAUGCUGGGAGACCAAGGACCCAACUACAACAAUGAAGAGUUCCCAGAGUUGAACAUAUUCCCUUCUUUCUCAGAAUAA